Vidua chalybeata is the source of this 2352-nucleotide messenger RNA. RefSeq names its product toll-like receptor 2 type-2. The record is from RefSeq and is a predicted model, not a curated record. Gene Ontology annotation, molecular function: triacyl lipopeptide binding; protein binding; transmembrane signaling receptor activity. Gene Ontology annotation, biological process: inflammatory response; immune response; toll-like receptor signaling pathway. The coding region runs from base 1 to 2352 and encodes 783 amino acids. Gene Ontology annotation, cellular component: membrane. The transcript has a single exon. Lineage: Eukaryota; Metazoa; Chordata; Aves; Passeriformes; Viduidae.
AUGACUGCACACAUCUGGCAAGUGUUGGCCAUCUAUGUGAUCUUAGCUGCAAGCCUCUCCAAGCAACAAGCACUGAAGCAGGCUUGUCCUUCAUGCGAUGCCAGUCAGCUUUGCAACUGCUCCUUCAUGGAUUUGGACUUCAUUCCCCCUGGGCUCACGGCCAAAAUCACAGUGUUAAACCUGACCCACAACAGGAUAAAGCGCAUCCAAUCUCAGGACCUGCAGCAGGCUGUGAACCUGAGAGCCCUGCUGCUGCAGUCCAACGAAAUCAGCUCCAUAGAUGAGGACUCGUUUUGGUCCCUGGAAAAACUGGAGCUCUUGGACUUAUCGAAUAACAGCUUGGCUCACUUGUCCCCUGUGUGGUUUGGGCAGCUUUUUUCACUCCAGCACCUUCAUCUUCAAGGCAAUUCCUACAGAGACCUGGGGCAGAGCUCUCCCUUUUCUAGCCUGAAGAACCUGAGCUCUCUCCACCUGGGCAACCCACAGUUCUCUGUGAUAAGGCAAGGGAACUUUGAGGGUAUUGAGCUUCUGCACAAGUUGUGGAUUGAUGGUAGCAAUCUCAGUCAGUAUGAGCAGGGAAGUUUGAAAUCAAUUAAGCAGAUAAAUCACAUGAUCCUAAACCUAAGAAAUAGUAAUAUAUUCUCAGAAAUUGUUAGGGACCUUCUGCACUCUGUCACUUGGCUGGAAGUGAGAAGAAUAGCGUUCAGUAUUGCUGCAGAAAUGCAAGUAUUGAGAGUCAUGUCUUCAUCUUUUGCAAAGAAAAUUUCUUUUAGACAUACAUUACUAACAGAUGCUACUGUGCCUGAGAUUGUCAGCAUUUUAGAAGACAUGCCAAAAUUAGAGGAGUUGGAGCUGGUAGACUGUAGACUCUUGGGAACUGGUCAAUGGAAAAUGGAAAUUCAAGCAAAGAAAUCACAGACACUUAGAAUUUUAACAAUAAAGAAACUAUCUAUAGAAGAAUUUUACUUGUUUACAGAUAUUCAGCCUGUGGAAGGUCUACUGUCUCUUUUUACAAGAGUCACAGUUCAAAACACCAAGGUUUUUUUGGUACCAUGCAGAAUUUCCCAACAUCUUCGGUCAUUAGUAUAUCUUGACCUUAGUGCAAAUUUGCUUGGAGACUUGAGUUUAGAACAUUCAGCCUGUCAGGGUGGCUGGCCAUCACUACAAACUCUAAAUUUAAGUCAGAAUUCACUGAGUGACUUAGAAAGGACAAGUAAAAGUUUAUCUCAUCUAGGAAACCUAAUUGUUUUAGACAUUAGCCAAAAUAAUUUUGGUGAGAUUCCAGAUGCAUGCGACUGGCCAAAAUUCCUGAAAUAUUUAAACCUGUCCAGCACUCAAAUUCCUAAAGUAACAACCUGCAUUCCUCGAACGCUAGAAGUUUUGGAUGUUAGUGGAAACAACCUGAAGGAGUUUGGACUGCAGCUCCCACUUCUGAAAGAGCUGUACCUCACAAGAAACCAGCUGAAGACCCUGCCGGGUGCCUCACCCAUUCCAAACUUAGUGUCCUUGUCCGUCAGAAGAAACAAGCUGAACAGUUUCUCCAAGGAGGAGUUUGAGUCCUUCAGGAGAAUGAAGCUGCUGGAUGCCAGUGACAACAACUUCAUCUGCUCUUGUGAGUUCCUCUCCUUCAUCCACCAUGAAGCUGGGAUAUCCCAAGUGCUGGCGGGGUGGCCGGACAAGUACGUGUGUGACUCUCCACUGGCGGUGAGAGGGGCGCAGGUUGGCGCUGUGCACCUCUCCCUGAUGGAGUGCCACAGGUCCCUGGUGGUGUCGUUGAUCUGCGUCCUGGUGUUCCUGGUCAUCCUGCUGCUGGUGGCCGUCGGCUACAAGUACCACAUGGUCUGGUACCUGCGGAUGACAUGGGCAUGGCUGCAGGCCAAGCGGAAGCCCAAGCGCGCCCCGCCAAAGGACGUCUGCUACGACGCUUUUGUCUCCUACAGCGAGAACGACUCCGACUGGGUGGAGAACACCAUGGUGCGGGAGCUGGAGCAGGCCUGCCCUCCCUUCCGGCUCUGCCUGCACAAGCGGGACUUUGUGCCGGGGAAGUGGAUUGUGGACAACAUCAUUGAUUCCAUUGAGAAGAGCCGCAAAACGCUCUUUGUGCUGUCCGAGCACUUUGUGCAGAGCGAGUGGUGCAAAUACGAGCUGGACUUCUCGCAUUUCCGCCUCUUUGAUGAGAACAACGAUGCGGCGAUUCUCGUCCUCCUGGAGCCCAUCCAGAGCAAAGCGAUUCCCAAGAGGUUCUGCAAGCUGCGGAAGAUCAUGAACACAAAGACCUACCUGGAGUGGCCUCUUGAAGAAGAGCAGCAGCAGGUGUUUUGGUUUAAUUUGAAAAUAGCUCUAAGAUCCUAG